AUGGCUUCGAAUACUUCAUUAUUAGGGCGUAGAAGAACAUCAUACUCCUCUACCAACCCAACAAGAGUGAAAAAGUCGGUUGACCAGCAUGAAAUUCUUUUUGAUAAUGUUGACUACAAUAAUGAUAACCUCGAUGAUAACAAUAGGAUAUUUGAAACCGUACCUUAUUACUUACCAUGCUUCUCGUGGCUUCCGGAAUAUACUUUCAAUAAACUAUGGGGAGAUAUCAUUGCAGGUAUCUCCCUAGCAUCAUUUCAGAUACCCCUGGCACUAUCGUACACAACUUCGAUAGCACAUGUCCCGCCAUUAUGUGGACUAUAUUCCCUGGCUAUUAGUCCGUUUGUGUAUGGUAUCUUGGGUUCAGUUCCCCAAAUGAUCGUUGGCCCGGAAAGUGCAAUUUCACUGGUUGUAGGACAAGCAGUUGAAUCUAUAACACUACAUAAAGACAAUGUAUCACUAAUUGACAUUUCAAUAGUUAUUACAUUUGUUAGUGGUGCAAUUUUACUCUUUUCUGGCAUUUCCAGAUUUGGUUUUUUAGGAAAUGUUCUUAGUAAAGCAUUACUACGAGGUUUCAUAAGUUCCGUAGGACUGGUUAUGAUAAUCAACUCUUUAGUUUCUGAGCUGAAGCUAGACAAAUUUUUAAUGAGCUUGCCCCAACAUUAUCAUACACCUUUCGAGAAGGUACUUUUCCUUAUUGAUUACGCACCAGCGCAAUACCACAAACCAACGGCGAUAUUCAGUGGAUGCUGCUUCAUUAUUCUCAUUGUCAUGCGUGUAUUAAAGAGGAAAUUGAUGAAACGCCACAAGAGUGCAGUAUUCUUUCCAGAUAUACUAUUGGUGGUAAUUGCUACAAUUCUCAUUUCCAUGAAAUGGAACUUAAAGCAGAGGUAUGGUAUAUCUAUCGUCGGCGAUUUUAGUAUGGAUAACCUGGAUAAAUUAAAAAAUCCUUUGACUCACUCCAGACGUAAGCUAAUGCCAGAAUUAUUUAGUGCAUCCUUGAUUGUAGCGAUGUUAGGUUUUUUCGAAUCUACUACUGCAUCCAAAUCUCUAGGAACAACCUACAACCUAACCGUUUCCUCCAACAGAGAACUGGUCGCUUUAGGGUGUAUAAAUAUGUUCAUCUCGUUAUUUGGUGCUCUUCCCUCAUUUGGUGGAUAUGGGAGAUCCAAAAUCAACGCUCUGUCAGGAGCACAAAGCGUUAUGUCCGGAGUCUUUGUGGGUAUUAUCACCCUUGUCACAAUGAACCUAUUGCUUCAAUUCGUGCAUUAUAUACCCAACUGCGUUUUAUCUGUUAUUACAACUGUGAUUGGGAUAAGUUUAUUAGAGGAAGUGCCUGGUGAUAUAAAAUUCCAUUUACAUUGCGGUGGCUAUAGUGAAUUAUUCGUUUUCGCUGUUACGUUUGGCAUUACAAUAUUUUAUUCAAUCGAAUCGGGAAUAUGUAUAGGAUGUGUUUAUUCUAUUUUGAAUAUAAUAAAGCACUCAGCAAAAUCAAGGAUUCAAAUCCUGGCUAGGAUAGCAGGAACAUCGAAAUUUACAAACCUUGACGAUUAUUUAAGGACCACAAAAAAGAACCCACUAGCAGUUGAGGGCAGAAUCGAAGAGAUUGAAGGAUGUAUGAUUGUUAGAAUUCCAGAGCCUUUGACUUUUACCAACAGCGAAGAUUUAAAACAGAGACUUGAUAGGAUAGAGAGAUUUGGUUCAUCUAAAAUACACCCUGGAAGAAAGUCAUUUCGAUCGAAGGACUCCAUAAAAUAUGUUAUUUUUGACCUAGGCGGAAUGACUUCAAUAGACUCCUCAGCCGCCCAGGUACUAGAUGAAAUCAUUUCCUGUUACAAGAGGCGUGACGUUUUCAUUCACCUUGCUAAUGUAUCGAUUAAUGAUAAGAUACGGACGCGAUUGUUGAAAGCAGGCGUAACACCUAAUGUGGAAAGGGUACAAACAAAUGCCAAUGAAGGCAAUACUAGAAGUGCAUGCGAUGAUAUGCAAGAGUCAUAUUCUCCUUACUUCGACAGUAUUGAUGCGGCUCUUUAUGAGGUUGAAAAAAUGAAAAUUAAAGGAAAUAAUAUUCAAAGCAAUGAUUCGGAAAGUUUUAUGUCUAAUACUCUUUUCAACUCUAGUCUGGUGUAG
Messenger RNA from Saccharomyces eubayanus, 2127 nucleotides. RefSeq lists its product as uncharacterized. The transcript has a single exon. Bases 1 to 2127 code for a protein of 708 amino acids. The record is from RefSeq and is a predicted model, not a curated record. Gene Ontology annotation, biological process: transmembrane transport. Gene Ontology annotation, cellular component: membrane. NCBI's taxonomy places the organism in Eukaryota, Fungi, Ascomycota, Saccharomycetes, Saccharomycetales, Saccharomycetaceae. Gene Ontology annotation, molecular function: secondary active sulfate transmembrane transporter activity.